ACAAACGGAGCACGCGCUCACCACUCCCUCCCGCGAGCGUCAAUCUGGAACAGAGCGUUCGGUCUCCGAUGGACCUGCGAGCAGAGGCGCGCUGCAAAAUAAGCUUGUCGUGUGCAAGUUAACAUGGUAAUAUGAAACGUGUAUGUGUAUGUCCUAUAACAUUUUAAAUGAGUAUUUUUUCUGCAGCUAAAGGGGCCUGUUUACAAAGGAAGCAGCAGGGAAGCGGAAUGUGGGCUCCUUUUCCUUUAAGUGGGCUCUGUUACCCUGCGUUGCAGGAAGUGCGAGGGGUGUUCCCUUUGCAAUUCCAGCUGAUCUCAGAAGGCAGACGGAAGUGAUAUCUUUUGCUUCGCGUUACACUGUCUUUGAAAUUGGACUGUCAUUCCGUUUCGCCAAACUGAUAGGAAGCCGAGGGAGACAGAGCUGGCGACUAAAAUUAUUCUGAGUAAAGUAGAGUAAGGAUUACCACGCGACUCAAUCAAGCCCCCCAACGUCUUCUCCCCCAAACCGUGUGCUUUUUCUUUUGUCGGACUGUCAUGAGAUCAGUUUGGGGAUGGCAUCCUUUCAGAGUUAUGGCAAGACUGUCGGGACAGAAGAGGAGGAGAACGGGGAACUGGACCAGUCCUUGCAGCAGAUGCUGAAAGCAAUCGCCGACGAACGAAACCGACUCAAUGUUAGGCAAGAAAUUAGUGGACUUGGCUGCUUUAAGGAUGACAGGAUAGUGUUCUGGACCUGGAUGUUCUCCACCUACUUCAUGGAGAAGUGGGCCCCCAGGCAGGACGACAUGCUGUUCUACGUGCGGAGGAAGCUGUCGUACGUCAGCGCCGACAACACGGAGGGCAAGAAGGUGGAGGUGGAGGUAUACAGGAGGGACUCUAAGAAGCUGCCUGGACUGGGGGACCCCGACAUCGACUGGGAGGAGAGCGUCUACCUGAACCUCAUUUUACAGAAGCUGGACUAUGUGGUCACCUGUGCGGUCUGCACGCGCUCAGAUGCAGGGGACAUUCACAUUCACAAGAAGAAGUCUCAGCAAGUGUUCGCCUCCCCCAGCAAAAACCCCAUGGACAGCAAGGGUGAAGAGUCCAAGAUGAGCUACCCCAACAUCUUCUUCAUGAUCGAUAACUUCGAGGAGGUCUUCAGCGACAUGACAGUGGGGGAGGGGGAGAUGGUCUGUGUGGAGCUGGUGGCCAGCGACAAGAGCACCACCUUCCAGGGCGUGAUCUUCCAGGGCUCCAUACGCUACGAGGCCCUCAAGAAGGUCUACGACAACCGGGUCAGUGUGGCAGCAAAGAUGGCCCAGCGGAUGUCCUUCGGCUUCUACAAGUACAACAACAUGGAGUUUGUGCGGAUGAAGGGGCCCCAGGGGAAGGGCCACGCCGAGAUGGCUGUGAGCAGGGUGCCCACGGGGGACACCUCACCCUGCAACACCGAGGAGGACCCCGACUCGCCUGUUCACAUGCCGGUGACCUCGUUCAGCACGCCCCCCACCCCGGAGAGGAACCGUCCCUCCUUCUUCUCCCCCUCCUUGCGUAGAAAGGUCCCCCGAAACCGCAUCGCCGAGAUGAAGAAGUCCCACUCCGCCAACGACAGCGAGGAGUUCUUCCGGGAGGAGGAGGGCGGAGACCUGCACAAUGCCACUAACCUGCGCUCGCGCUCUCUUUCCGGGACGGGGCGCUCCCUGGUGGGGUCCUGGCUGAAGCUGAACCGGACCGAGGACUACUUCCUGCUGUACUCACACCUCACCUAUGUCACACUGCCCCUACACCGCAUCACCACAGACAUACUGGAAGUGAGACAAAGGCCCAUCCUGAUGACAUAGCAACAAGAACCACUGCCUCAGACACUCGCUACCAAGUGCCUAUUGCAUCGGGCCACCUAGACAACACUACCAUCUAGUGUCAAGGCAGAGAACCAAAAAGAAAAAAGAAUAGAACAAAAGGGAAAAUCUUCGGAAAGAAAAACCAGCCAAUCAAAAAGUGCCUCUUCCUUCCUUCCUUAAUCCUGCUCAGUGAGGCCCUGUGGGCGCGAGGCAGUCUUAAGAGGUGCGACAGACUCUGGACGGCAGGUCUCUCCGAAAACCCCCGAAAACACUCUCCCGUCAGGUCCGCCCUGACACAGGAACUGACGCAGCACUUGCUGAACUUUGACCCGGAAGCCAAGAAAAGAAGAAUGUCCCCGCUUUCCUGUAAAUACGCAGGUGUUCAGCCACUCUGUCCGCAGGCCUACACAGAGGCCAAGCUUUCACCCCGUACCCCGACCAUGUUUUUUCUAAAGGGAUGUACAGUAUUCUCCUCGUUAUGUUACGUUUCGUUUGUUUUCACCCGUGUAGGUGUGUUUAAAAUGGGAUUCAGUGUUGUAGGGUGGGUGGGGCUUGGAGGAGUGGGCAGGGUCUGUGCUGGUCUGUGGCCUUUUUGCUCCGAGAAUGGCCUUCUGUCUGUCAGCACUGGCGUCUAAAGGAUUGUUUACUGUACGUUAAUCACAUUUACACUUCCGUAGGAUGGGAGGGAAUUAGGUAGUGCACUUACUCACCGCGUUGCUGUAAAAACAAAAAAAAAAAAAAAAACAAGUGUGCAACUUGACGCGUUGUCCAAGUUCUCUCAGGACAGCGCUGGUAGUGAUGUGUAUCGGGUUCCGGCUUUCUGUGUUCGCUUGUCUUUUGACUACUUUUGAAUAUCUUUAGUAUAUGUUCUACUUAUAAAAAAUGAUCUCCACCAUCAGCAUUAACUCAGAACAAUUCACAAAUGGAUGCCAUCACCAGGCAACAGAGCAAGAACAAAAGGUCAGCUGACACUGGACCUAGUGGCAUCGCCAAUGAUGUAAUUACGUGGUUCAACCCAUCCGAUCUUGAACACAGCUUUGUGGCUUAUUUCAAACCAUGAAUGUUAUAGAUGGUUAUUGGUAUUACAGUGGUUAUAUUGAUGGCUUUGUGUGAGCUUUAGCAGUCAAGAAUAGGUAUGAAAUGCAGCUUAUGGGAUGAACAAAAAUCAGUCUCUGAACCCAUAAGCCCUGUGUUUAUAUAGAUGUAUAUAGAAUGCGGUCCGGCGUUUGACCGGGGCUUGUACACCUCCUUACCUGUGAUUAUGUUGGCCCUCCAAAGCACUACACUGAUGCGUCACCCCGGCAGCCACAUUUGCAGUGGCAGCUGUAGUUACAGUGUUUCUCCAACCGGCAGCCUGGAUGUGCAGGUGGAGUCCCCGGUGCUCACGGUUCUCUUGUUGUGUCACAAGUGAGUGGAUUUCUUAAGCGAAAAUUCUAUUACGUUGGUUAUUUCACACCUUUAUUGUGAUCUCUACAUACUUCUGUAGGAAUUUUUUUUUACUCCGUGUCUUGAACGUGAAAAUGAAACGGCGU
Messenger RNA from Megalops cyprinoides (Indo-Pacific tarpon), 3348 nucleotides. RefSeq names its product KIAA0930 ortholog. The transcript has 10 exons. NCBI's taxonomy places the organism in Eukaryota, Metazoa, Chordata, Actinopteri, Elopiformes, Megalopidae. The record is from RefSeq and is a predicted model, not a curated record. The coding region runs from base 551 to 1816 and encodes 421 amino acids.